Messenger RNA from Tricharina praecox, 965 nucleotides. RefSeq names its product cutinase. Gene Ontology annotation, biological process: carbohydrate catabolic process. Gene Ontology annotation, molecular function: cutinase activity. Gene Ontology annotation, cellular component: extracellular region. The transcript has 3 exons. Lineage: Eukaryota; Fungi; Ascomycota; Pezizomycetes; Pezizales; Pyronemataceae. Bases 336 to 884 code for a protein of 182 amino acids. The record is from RefSeq and is a predicted model, not a curated record.
GCAUCGCCAUCGACAUCGCAAUUCCAUCCAGGUCGAGCACUUCAGCCCACAGCCCAAUCAGUCCUCCUCAGCAAAGAUGCAUUUCACCGCCUUCCUCCUCCCCUUCCUUGCCGGCGCGGCACUUGCCUCUCCGGUGACCAUCAACCGCCGGGGAGAGGCCGACCACAUCGUGCAGACCGUGGACAUCGACCAAGCCAUCUACAACCGCAUCGACAAGGCAUUCCAGGACGCCGCCGCUGCGCCUGCCCUGGCGGCUCGCGCUUCUGGCGACACCCGCAACGACCUCAACGAGGGCAAGUGUGACGACAUCAUCGUCAUCUUCGCCCGCGGCACUUAUGGUUUGUUCCCAUAUACAUCUGUUCCCUCUCUCCCUUUCUCCGUCCAUGCUGAUGGAUCUCUCUCACCAAACAGGAAGCGGAAACCUCGGAACCGGAGUCGGCCCGGCAUUCGUGGAUGCCGUAUCCGCCGCCGAGCCCGGCCGCGUGAUCGUCCAGGGAGUACUUCCGUACCCUGCGCUCGUGAUCGGCUACCUCGCCGGCGGCUCUGAAGAGGGUGCCGAGAGCAUGGUGGCACUGACGCAGAAGGCGGCGACGCAGUGUCCCAGCGCACAGAUCAUCUGGGGCGGCUACAGCCAGGGCGCACAGGUUACGCACAAGGCGGCCGCAAAGCUGCCCACUGCUCUGUACUCGAAGAUUGCUGGGAUCGUGCUGUUCGGUGAUCCAUACGACGGUGAUGCCUUCCCCGGAACUUUGAACAACAACGUUCGCACGUUCUGCAACGACGACGACCCCAUCUGCGAUGGGCUGCCGCUGCCCAUUGCCGGACACUUGACGUACGAUGAGGAUGCGGGUGCGGCGGGUGCGUGGGUUGCUGCACUGGUGUAGACACCCGGUGUAUAUAUGUAUCAAUGAUAGCAUGCUUGACAUAUAAAAUAAAAUAAAACAAGGAGAUACUAUGUUCGUUGG